Molecule: messenger RNA, 1344 nt
Organism: Phanerochaete carnosa HHB-10118-sp
Lineage: Eukaryota; Fungi; Basidiomycota; Agaricomycetes; Polyporales; Phanerochaetaceae
Exons: 7
Coding region: 58-1236 (392 amino acids)
Source: RefSeq, a predicted model, not a curated record
CACGAUCGAAAACCAAACCAUCAGUUUCACCGUUUGCGUCUGGCGCAAGUCGGAAGGAUGACAGCGCGCCGAGCAGUUCAGUUAUAUAGCAAGACACUCUCGGGCCUCUGCAGCACGCCUUCGACGCUCCUUAGGGCCCUCCUGCAGUACUCGCCGUCCAUCCUCAAGUUCUUCGUCGGCCUGCUAUUUCUCUUCAAUAUCCGGUCUUGGCCUCUAGUCUGGCACUACAACGUCCUUAUCCGUCCUGUGUACGAGCUCCGCUUCCGCUGGUGGGCAGUAUGGUGGCGAAACGUCUUCGCAUCGAAAAAGCGGAUGCUGCAGGUGAUGGACAAGUUCCUCAAGGACUUGUGUCCGGUUGGAGAGGACCCGCUCAGCUACACGGUGACCGUGAAGCAGUGGGCAGGUCCAGACGACUGUGACUUCAAUUGGCAUCUAUCAAACUCGUCGUAUCCCAAGCAACUCGACGCUGCGCGUUUUCGUGCUGCGUUGAAGAUAUGCCCCACGUUCUUCCGGGCGGGAGGAUGGAUGCCUUUAGGAGCGACCCACUUUAAGUUCAUCAGUGAAAUUCCUAUUCUGGCGCACUACGAGAUGCGCAUGAGCAUGGCAGCAUGGGACAAUAAAUGGUUGUACACCGUCAUCCGCUUUGUGACUACGAAAAAGUCCAAGUCGAAGAAGCCACAAGUGACUGCGAGCGCGGCGUCCCGGGAGAAGCCGAUUCCCUCCGGAGAUAGCGCACCUUUCCCGCAACUGCACACUCCGGCGACGCCCUCUGGUACAUCGACGCCCGCACUCACCGACGGCGCCGCGCCGUCGAACCCUGCCGAGCGCAUUGCGCAGCUGUUACCCGAAGAACCAGACGGCGCGACGCUGCACUGCAUCUCUGUGUGCGAGCUCUGCUUCAAGAUUGGGCGGAUCACGGUUCCGCCUGCUGUUGCCCUCGCACUUGAGGGCUUCAGCGCACCGCCGCCUCCAGAGUCCGGAAUAACAAAGUACAGCCAUGAACACCCACCGCCCAACUUCAUCAAGUCCCAGCAGCUGCAGGCACCCGAUGUGCCACACGGACAUCUAAGAGCGCUGCAAAAGUUCCUCAAAGGGGGCUGGCGUGAUGUUCCUGAAGGUGAGCGAUGGUGGGAGGACGCAUUGAGUGGUGAAAUUGAGACACGUCGUGCACGGAACCUUGAGGCUGUGAAGGGUGUGCGGCUCAGUAUGGAGGGCGCGAUGACAACGUAUGUGUGAAGUGGUGGCUACGGCUAAAGUGUUGCAAUAUGAAUAGCCUUAGACUACAUGUUGCGUUUAUAGCCAAGACCUGCUACAUUUAGUGAUAGAAUAUUAGACUCGUUUACC